Molecule: messenger RNA, 1171 nt
Organism: Zophobas morio
Lineage: Eukaryota; Metazoa; Arthropoda; Insecta; Coleoptera; Tenebrionidae
Exons: 1
Cellular component (GO): nucleolus; small-subunit processome
Molecular function (GO): RNA binding
Source: RefSeq, a predicted model, not a curated record
AUGGGCAUUUCAUGUGAAGUUAAAAAAAGUAUAAAUGGUGAACAUAAUGAUUCUCAAUCUUUAGGCAAUAAGAAAUACAGGAAGGAUAAGCCUUGGGACACCGAAGGGAUUGAUCACUGGAAAAUCACGCCAUGGACAGAAGAAGAUAGUAAAUAUCCUUUGCUUGAAGAAUCUUCGUUUGCAACUUUAUUUCCAAAAUACAGAGAAAAAUAUUUAAGAGAAGUAUGGCCUGCUGUUACUGCGGCGCUGAAACCAUACGGUAUAUUAUGUGAGCUUGACUUGGUGGAAGGGAGCAUGACAGUUAGAACAAGUAGGAAAACUUUUGACCCUUUUAUCAUUCUUAAAGCCAGAGACCUUAUAAAGUUAUUAGCUCGUUCCGUCCCUUUCCAAAAUGCUGUGAAAAUUUUAAAUGAUGAUUACGCUUGUGAUAUAAUUAAGAUUGGUAAUAUUGUGGGAAACAAAGAAAGAUUUGUUAAACGACGGCAGCGUCUCCUCGGUCCAUCAGGCUCUACUUUAAAGGCCAUUGAACUGCUGACUAACUGUUAUGUACUAAUCCAGGGAAACACUGUAUCAAGUAUCGGAUCUUAUCAAGGAUUAAAGCAAGUUCGACGAAUUGUAGAAGAUUGUAUGAGGAAUAUCCAUCCUAUAUAUAACAUUAAGGCGUUAAUGAUUAAACGUGAACUUGCCAAGGAUCCUAAUUUAAAAAAUGAAAAUUGGGAUAGAUUUCUUCCAAAAUUUAAGAAGAAGAACGUUACUUCUAAGAAAAAAAACUCUAAAAAGAACAAUAAUACUAUAACAGAAAAGAAGAAAUAUUCGCCGUUUCCACCAGCUCCGACCUUAAGUAAGGUGGACUUGCAACUAGAGAGCGGAGAAUACUUUAUGCGUGAGGAAGAAAGAAAAAAAGCUAAAAUUUUAGCUAAGAAAAAUAAACAACUGGAGAAAAUUAAAGAAAAGAAAGAAGAACGCGAACGAGUUUUUCAGCCGCCAGAAACAAUGGAUGUUCAGAAAAAGUAUAACAAAGAAUUUAAAAUAGCCCAAGCUGAACUCGCUUCAGAAAUUAACGUGAAGGAAGUGGUUGAAAAUUUAAAGAAAAAAGAAACAGUAAAGCGGGAUAAAGGUUCUUUAAACGGUGAUGAAUAUAUUAUAAAAAAUCCAAGUUCCACAGUUAAAG